GUUUGUUUUUUGUUCAAACAACCCAAAUCGGACAAAACUUGAAGCGAUCCUCAACGUCGCUGUCGCCAAAUACUCACAUCUCAUUGGUUCAACUCUUGUCCCUUCAAAUUUAGUUCGUCGGCCUUGAACGAGUACCACCCACCUCUUAUACCGACAUAACACAGAUAGUGCAACGGCAACAACCACCCAAAAACCCAUCACCCAACCGCCAUCAUGCUCCCAACCCCCGACACCUCCCAUGUGCCUUACCAGCGCGUCUACGAACCAGCCGAGGACUCCUUCCUCCUGCUCGACACGCUCUCGUCCCCCUCCGAAACCGCCUUUCUCUCAUCCCGCUUUGCCUCCCCCAGUCCCUCCUCCCCUUCCCCAGCGCCUUUGGUUCUAGAAGUCGGCCCCGGCUCCGGCGUAGUGAUCGCCUUUCUAACCGCGCACGCCUCCACCAUCUUUGGCAGCCCGCAUGUCCUAACAACCGCCAUCGACGUGUCCCCUUUCGCCUGUGCUGCCACCAACCUUACCGUCUCCAAGGCCGUGUCCGAAAAUACUUCCACCUCCGGGUUUUGGACAUCAGCAACCCAAGGUGACCUCGUCUCCCCCUUUCGUCCCGGGUCGGUAGAUGUCCUAGUCUUCAACCCGCCCUACGUCCCCACGCCUGACUUGCCUGCGCCGCCACCGACAGGGUUGCAGGCACUGAAGGAGAAAACGACGUUUGAGGAAGACUCGCAUCUCUUGGAGUUGACGUAUGCUGGAGGGAGGGAUGGAAUGGAGACGACGGAUAGACUGAUUGAGGCCUUGCCGGGGGUGUUGAGCGAGAGGGGGGUGGCGUAUAUUUUGCUUUGUGCGCAGAAUAAGCCGGAGGAGGUCAAAGGGAGGAUCAGGGUGAUGGGUGGUGAAGGGAAGUGGAAGGCGGAGACGGUGGGGACUAGUGGGAAGCAGGCGGGUUGGGAGAAGUUGCAGAUUGUGAGGGUUUGGAGGUAAAUGGAGGGAUGGGAUGCUGAUGAUGGGUUGAGGAUGGGGAGAGAAGCUGUUGAAGAGGGUGGAAGAGGGGGAGGGACGAUGGCCAGUCACGUACAAGGCUCGA
Neurospora hispaniola is the source of this 1078-nucleotide messenger RNA. Its product is annotated as methyltransferase domain-containing protein. NCBI's taxonomy places the organism in Eukaryota, Fungi, Ascomycota, Sordariomycetes, Sordariales, Sordariaceae. The coding region runs from base 214 to 975 and encodes 253 amino acids. The record is from RefSeq and is a predicted model, not a curated record. The transcript has a single exon. Gene Ontology annotation, molecular function: protein methyltransferase activity; nucleic acid binding; S-adenosylmethionine-dependent methyltransferase activity. Gene Ontology annotation, cellular component: eRF1 methyltransferase complex. Gene Ontology annotation, biological process: methylation.